Papaver somniferum (opium poppy) is the source of this 2998-nucleotide messenger RNA. Its product is annotated as putative disease resistance protein RGA1. Lineage: Eukaryota; Viridiplantae; Streptophyta; Magnoliopsida; Ranunculales; Papaveraceae. Gene Ontology annotation, biological process: defense response to other organism. The transcript has a single exon. Bases 388 to 2916 code for a protein of 842 amino acids. Gene Ontology annotation, molecular function: ADP binding. The record is from RefSeq and is a predicted model, not a curated record.
CAUGGAUAUUCGACUAACGAUUUCUAUGCAUCAUUAUUGGACGACUAAUUAAACCAAACCCACACAAUUCAUGUAGAUUAGAUUUUCAAUCCAAUCCAUUCUAGAGUACACCCUUUUAGUCUUAUACAUCAUUUCAACAUAUCAUACUUCUAUUGAAUUAAGUUUCUUCAUUUCUUGAUCUUCUUUUCAUUAUCAAGUACUUUCAACUGAAUACCAAUUACUCACCAUGGCGUUUGAAGGGAUUGUUGCUAAUGGUGUAACAGAAAUUUUGAAGAAAUUGGUUCCGGUUGUUGCUCGAGAAAUUAGUCUGGUGAAAGGGGGAACCGCUUGAGGAUCAAGGCUCGUGAUUUCGGUUCAUCUGCCAACCCACUUGCUUUUCGUUUCAAGAUGGCUAGGAAAAUCAAACAUAUAAAUCAGAGGUUAGCUGAAAUCACCGAAGAUAUGAGUAGGUUUCACUUGCAAACUACACCUGCUAGCAAUACUGUUACUCUUCCUGUUGAAAACAGUGAGCACCGGAGCCGAGAAACCGCACCCUGUAUUAAUGAAUCAAACAUUAUAGGGAGGGAGGAUGAAAAGGAGAAAAUAGUAAACAUGUUAACCAAAGUCAUACCAUCAUCAGCAACACCAUCUGCUUCUGAUAGAAAUAUGGAAAAGGUCUCUGUGGUUUCCAUAGUUGGUAUGGGAGGUCUAGGCAAGACAACUCUAGCUCAGCUCGUCUACAAUGAUGAGAUGGUAAAUAAACUUUUUGAGUUAAAAUUGUGGGUCCAUGUCUCUCAAGAAUUUGAUGUGGAAAAGCUCUUAAUAAAAAUUAUGGAGUCCUCCACUGAGAACAAGUUUGAUUCUCCGUCAAACUUUGCUGUACUGGUAAGUAAAGUUCAGGAACAACUAAAUGGGAAGAGAUAUUUGCUAGUUCUUGACGAUUUCUGGAACCAGAACCCUGAGCAAUGGGAUAGACUCUACAGCCCGUUGCUUGUCGGGUCUCAAGGGAGUAAAAUUUUAAUCACUAGUCGUAAAGCUCAGGUGGCAGAUAUGGUUAAGGGGAGUAUUCCUCCUUACAAAUUGGAAAAGUUACAAGAUGAUGAAUGUUGGUCUAUCAUGGAGAAGAGAGCAUUUUCUCCCGGUGGAGCAGUAAAGACUCCAACCAUGACAAGCAUUGGAAAAGGAAUAGCAAAAAAAUGUAGUGGCGUACCGCUUGCAGCAAAAAUCUUGGGAGGUCUCAUGCGCUUGAAAAAUAAAGAAGGCGAUUGGUUGUCAAUUCAAGAAAUUGAUGUUUUGAGUACAAGAGAAGGUCAAAGCGAAAUCAUACCCAUACUAAAGUUGAGCUAUGACAACUUGUCGUCUGAGUUGAAACAAUGUUUCUCCUACUGCUCUAUAUUUCCCAAAGGUAGGGAGAUAAAUAGAGUAACACUGAUUCAGCUGUGGGUAGCAGAAGGAUUUCUCGACACUUGUAAUGUGGGAAGCAGAAGAUCAAUUGAAGACAUCGCGGAUGAAUACUUUGAGAGUUUGGUAUCGAGUUCAUUUCUGGAUGGUGCGGAAUGGAGCAUAUUGGGUGACAUAAAGACGUGCAAGAUGCAUGAUCUCGUCCAUGAUCUUGCAAAAGCUGUUGCCGGGGAUCAGGAAUUGGCGUCUCUGAAGGUGAGUGAGUUGAAUAAUACUUCUGAAAUACGUCGGUUACAGUUAAUAUUGGAUGUGGAUUUAUCAUCAACAGAAUUUCUGAAAAGCUUAAGUAACGCGAAGAAGUUGCGGACACUUUUUAUCCCUGAAGGUUCAAACCUGGUAGAUCCUUCUAUUUUCUCAGAAAAUAAGCACUUACGCAUCUUACAUGUGGGUCCUUCACCUAUUCCUUCUUAUCCAAAGUUUCCUUCUUUAAGUUUCAAGCUGAGACAUUUAAGGUACCUUCACCUUACCUCCAUUUAUCUUAGAGAAGUAGAGAAUGAUCAGUCCAUCAAUAAACUUUAUAGUUUGGAGACAUUGGUAUUGAAUAACAUAGGUGGUCGGGUUCAAAAUCUUCUUACAAACAUUCAAUCAUUAAAAAAGCUCAGAUACCUUGAAGUCUCAUGGACGGAUAUGGUAGAACUACCUGAUUGUGUCACCAGCCUUUGUAAUUUGCAGAGGUUGGAUCUCAACCAUUGCGAAUUAAAAGUCAUUCCUGACUCUAUUUCUGGUCUGAAAUCUCUUAGAAUUUUAAAUCUGUCAGUCAACCCUUUUGAAGAAUUACCUGUUUCUGUCACCACCCUCUCCAAUCUGGAAACAUUAGAUGUCAAUACCUGUAAAAAUCUAAAAGCCUUACCAGAGUAUGUGGCAGGUCUUUCUAAAUUGAGAUUAUUUGAUUUCAAAAAGUGUCCAUUGCUUAGAGAAUUACCCAAUGAUUUUGGAGCUUUGACUCAGUUAAGAUCUUUUGACAUAAAUGGUACUGAGAUAAAAGUACUACCAGAGUCUUGUGUUAACCUCAACAACCUUGAGUUUGUGAACCUUAACUUGUGUGAGGUUCCCAAAGAUGUAAAGAAUUGGGCAAAAUUGAAAAGAUUUUAUUAUCUACGGCGAAAUCCAAUACUUGGUUUAGGGCAACUAAUUUUCCUUGAAAAGUUGCUUUACCCUGUACCAGAAAAACUAAACACAGAAGCCGAAGGUAACGAAGGUCUUGAAGAGUUAGGGAAUCUAAACUUUCUUGAAGUGCUGUUUAUCGCGAAUCUUGAGAAUGUGAAAGACCCGGUAGAUGCUGAGAGGGCGAAUCUGAAAGGAAAACAUAAUCUUCGUGAAUUGCAUCUGUAUUGGGACGAGAAUUCGUGUAAUUUUCAAGUAUUUGAAGCUCUCCAACCUCCCAAGAGUUUGAGACAAUUGGUUAUUCAUAACUUCAUGGGGUCGGACCUUCCCAUGUGGAUGUGUGGAUCUGGUAUUCCAGAUUGGGAAAAUUAGGCUCAGGCCCAACCCAUGGAUAACCCAUAAUAUGAGGCCCUUAAUUAAAAAAAAUUUAAAUCUAGGCCCCGAGUUUUUAAAA